Messenger RNA from Vigna umbellata (rice bean), 2043 nucleotides. RefSeq names its product coatomer subunit delta. Gene Ontology annotation, cellular component: COPI vesicle coat. The record is from RefSeq and is a predicted model, not a curated record. NCBI's taxonomy places the organism in Eukaryota, Viridiplantae, Streptophyta, Magnoliopsida, Fabales, Fabaceae. Gene Ontology annotation, biological process: endoplasmic reticulum to Golgi vesicle-mediated transport; Golgi localization; retrograde vesicle-mediated transport, Golgi to endoplasmic reticulum.
UUAGAUGAACCUCUCUUUGUCUUCCAUUGCAAUCUUUCUCAUCAGUGAAACCAUUUCUCCUUCAUAGUCUUAGCUCUCUCCUUCUGAGAUCAGAUCUGCGCUCUCCGAUUUCAGAUCGCGUUUUGAUUCAAUUGGACACAAGAAACCCUCUCUGCUCUUCAAAAAUUGAACGGAAAAGAUGGUUGUCCUUGCUGCAUCCAUUGUGAGCAAAUCUGGCAAAGUGCUGGUUUCUAGACAGUUUGUGGACAUGUCUCGUAUCAGAAUUGAGGGUCUUCUAGCAGCAUUUCCCAAGUUGGUUGGGACUGGAAAACAACACACAUAUGUUGAGACUGAGAAUGUGCGCUAUGUUUACCAGCCAAUAGAAGCACUGUACCUGCUUCUUGUAACAAACAAAAACAGCAACAUACUAGAAGAUUUGGAAACUCUGAGACUUCUCUCUAAACUUGUACCUGAAUAUUCGUACUCCCUUGAUGAAGAGGGUAUUUGCAAACAUGCCUUUGAGUUGAUUUUCGCAUUUGAUGAAGUCAUCUCUCUGGGGCACAAGGAAAAUGUGACUGUUGCACAAGUUAAGCAAUACUGUGAGAUGGAGAGUCAUGAAGAGAAGCUGCACAAGUUGGUUUUGCAGAGCAAGAUUAAUGAAACUAAGGAUGUCAUGAAGAGAAAAGCUAGUGAGAUUGAUAAAAGCAAGAUUGAAAAGAACAGAGGUGAUAAAGGAGGAUUUGGUCCAUUGCAGUCAAUGGGCUCCGGUAGAAUUGAAAAUAGCUUUAGUGAUUUGAGUAUAUCUAGCAGUGGAACUGGUUUUGGAAGCGGCUCUGGUUUUGGAUUGACUACUGAUGUUGACUCCUUUUCAGCCAAGCCUAAAGGUCGUCCCACAACUUCGUCAGCCACUGCUCCACCUAAAGGUCUUGGAAUGAAGCUUGGUAAAUCUCAGAGGACAAAUCAAUUUUUGGAAUCAUUGAAAGCGGAAGGUGAGGUCAUUCUUGAAGAUGUUCAGCCAAAACUCUCCCAGUCUCGUGGUGCUGCCCCACCACCUACUGAUCCCAUCACUUUGACCGUUGAGGAGAAACUAAAUGUGACACUGAAACGAGAUGGUGGUGUCAGUAACUUUGAUGUUCAAGGCACAUUGUCUCUCCAAAUUCUUAACCAAGAGGAUGGACAUAUUCAAGUACAGGUCCAAACUGGUGACAAUCAAGCUGUCGCUUUCAAGACACACCCUAACAUGAAUAAAGAAUUAUUUUCCAAUGAUUCUAUACUAGGCCUAAAGGAUCCCAACAGACCUUUCCCCACUGGUCAAGCCAGUGAUGCAGGAGGUGUUGGUCUUUUGAAGUGGAGAAUGCAAAGUACUGACGAGUCAAUGGUGCCGCUUACAAUCAACUGUUGGCCUUCAUCUUCUGGAAAUGAAACGUAUGUCAGCAUUGAGUAUGAGGCUUCAUCAAUGUUUGAUCUGCGGAAUGUUGUGAUCUUUGUACCUCUUCCAGCUCUUCGUGAAGCCCCAUCUGUUAGGCAGAUUGAUGGGGAAUGGAGGUAUGAUUCCAGGAAUUCCAUUUUGGAGUGGUCUGUCCUUCUAAUUGAUAAUUCCAACCGCAGUGGGUCCAUGGAGUUCGUUGUUCCACUAGCAGAUUCAUCAGCUUUCUUUCCCAUUUCAGUCCGAUUUAUGGCUACUGAUACUUUUAGUGAUCUCAAGGUUACCAACAUCAUACCGUUGAAGGGUGGUAAUCCCCCCAAGUUUGCUCAGAGAACACAAUUGAUAACGGAUAACUACCAAGUUGUGUGAUUGACUUUCUCUUGAAUUUGAGCUCCUAUAACAGUUUUGCUUUUACAGUCGCAGUUCUUUUAUGAAUAGGAUUUUCUUCUCCAUGUUGUACUCGCCUCUCGCUUCAUGAAUUUGUACUUACUAGUUUUACUUCGCAAAGUAUGAUUUAUCAAUUAAUACUUAAGUGUGUGUAUCUGUAUGCAUCUCCAAUCAUCCCUUUUCUGUGUGAUAGACGAAUCUUGUAUUUUUCUGAGACAUUCGUAUCGAAUACACUAUUCUAUUAGAUUCAA